AUGGAUCCUGAACUGAAAAAGGCAUUUACCGAAAUGCAGGUGAAUAAGAUCGAAUCUACCAAGAAGAUUCGCCUGCUGCAUAUGAAGACGGAUAGUUUGAAGCUGUCGAAGCAGCGUAUCGAAGUAACGAAUCGACACAUCUCCAACCUUGAUCCCGCUACCAGAGUAUACGCAUCGGUUGGGCGUAUGUACGUGCUGAAUGAUGUUCCAACGUUGACCGAACAACUAAAAACGAACCACGCUUCAUACGAAGAAAUGAUUGCACAGUGCGAGAAGAACAAAGACUUUUUGAUUAAAAAUCUCAAAGAACAGGAAGAAAGUCUCCGCGAGCUGGUACAACAGAAGAAGGCAGAGACGACCGAAACGAAUGGGAAGCCGGCGGAAUAA
Messenger RNA from Anopheles marshallii, 387 nucleotides. RefSeq names its product prefoldin subunit 1 (gene Pfdn1). Bases 1 to 387 code for a protein of 128 amino acids. Gene Ontology annotation, cellular component: prefoldin complex; cytoplasm. NCBI's taxonomy places the organism in Eukaryota, Metazoa, Arthropoda, Insecta, Diptera, Culicidae. Gene Ontology annotation, biological process: protein folding. The transcript is spliced from 2 exons. The record is from RefSeq and is a predicted model, not a curated record. Gene Ontology annotation, molecular function: protein folding chaperone.